AUGAGUCUUAAGGCCAACAAUUAAGAACAUUUAACAAAAUUAAAAGAUAUUAACAUUUAUCCAAACAAUGGAGAAUAUACAGAUUUUAAAAAAAAGAAGAUCAUUAUAUAAGCUUAACAAUUAAAUGAAUAUUAUGAAGGAAUGUUAUGGGAUAUAAUUAAAUAAUUGGAUUAAUUCUUUUAAUCAAUCAAUAAUAGCUAUAAUAUUUCAAAAGAUGAUUUACAAAAAUUUAAAUAAUUGAUGAAUGAAAUUAAUAAAUAAAUAAUAAAAGCUUUGGAUAAAAUAGAUUCUUUUGAGAAGUAGCCUAAAGAACCAUAUGAAAAUCAAAUAAAUCUAAAAACUAGAAAAUGUUAAUACUCAUAAACUCCUUAAAACUUAGGAGAUACAGGAGUUUUAUAGCCUGCUAUCUCUUCAAUAAUUGAAAAUAAAAUAUAAAUAGAGUAAGAAGAAAAUAAAGUUUUAAAAGAAAAAUAAAUAAAUUAGGUUUCUAAUAAAUAAAAUUAACAAUAGAGAUGUCUCAUUAAUCAUUCUUAUAUUUAAGAUCAUUUAGAAAAUUACUAAAUUAUACUUCAUUUGUUGCUGUAAUAAAAUCUGAAAAAUAAUAAGAAUUCUCUUAAAUGUUUUUGUGAUGUGAAUAUAAAAUGUUCACAUUUAACAACUUUAUCUAAUAAAAAUUUAUUUGAUUUGUUGCUAAAUUAAUAAUAGGAUUAAUUAUUUUUAAAUCUUCAUAAACAAUUGAAAGUGCUAAAUUGUACAAAUAAUUUUUGUAGUUUUAGAUGUAUUAAUGUAUAGAUUAAUAAUUUGGAUAGAAGAUAGUAAAAAUAUUAUUGUCUGCUUUGUAAUGAAUAUUCAGUUGCAUGA
Paramecium pentaurelia is the source of this 861-nucleotide messenger RNA. The record is from the annotation of a GenBank genome assembly. Lineage: Eukaryota; Ciliophora; Oligohymenophorea; Peniculida; Parameciidae.